Amaranthus tricolor (Joseph's coat) is the source of this 3917-nucleotide messenger RNA. Its product is annotated as josephin-like protein. The transcript is spliced from 2 exons. Gene Ontology annotation, molecular function: cysteine-type deubiquitinase activity. Lineage: Eukaryota; Viridiplantae; Streptophyta; Magnoliopsida; Caryophyllales; Amaranthaceae. The record is from RefSeq and is a predicted model, not a curated record. Bases 174 to 725 code for a protein of 183 amino acids. Gene Ontology annotation, biological process: protein deubiquitination.
UCGAUACAAAACGUAGCAAUUAGCAAACCAUUCUACUCUAAGAAAGGAAUCCCCUGUUCUACUCAUCUUUAGGCUUCAAAUUCUUCUCAUCUUAUGCGUCUAAUAUUUUCUGGAUUAGAAAGAUUCAAGACAUAAGUUCUCGGUUUCAAAAUCGGAAACUUGUAAGAGACAAAAUGGCGGAGCAAAUCAUAUCAGAAGUUUACCAUGAACGUCAAAGGUUGCAGUUUUGCCUACUCCAUGCCUUAAACAAUCUCUUUCAGGAGAAAGAUGCAUUUAGCAGAGCUGAUUUGGAUAGAAUUGCCGAAGAACUCAUUCUAGAUGAUCCAAUCCAUGUAAAAUGGAACCCUAUUUCUUUUGUGUGCAAGCCUCACCAUAAUUUGAUUACUGGGAAUUAUGAUGUCAAUGUAUUGAUAACUGCCCUUGAAAAAAGGGGUAAGAAUGUAGUUUGGCAUGAUCGUCGAAAUGGGGCCUCUUCGAUUGUUCUUGAUGGAUCAGAAAAUGGGUUGAUGGGGAUUGUGUUGAAUGUUCCAGUUAGAAUGUAUGGUGGGCUUUGGAAGAAUAGGCAUUGGUUUACUUUGAGAAAGAUUAAUGGGGUUUGGUAUAAUUUGGAUAGUGAUUUGAAAGCUCCUGGUGUAUUCAAGAAUGUAGAUGAUGUUAGAAUGUUUUUGGAUGAUGUCAUAAAUGUUGGUGGUGAGAUUUUGCUAGUUAUGAAUGAUAGACAAUAAAACUGACUAUCAGUUGAUUUAAUCAGUUAGUAGAUGAUGUUGAAGUAGAACUAUUGGAAAACUUAGGCAUCGAACUUCAAAAUCUUUGGUAUAAUUGAAUGGGUGCUUGGUGGUUUGUGAGUUCUGUUUGUCCUGGACAUCGAAAAAGGAGUACAGGACGGUUGAUGUUUAUGUACUGUGGUGAUCCUGUUGGUGAAAGAGUUGUUUCAGGGCUGAUUUUUCGGAGUUGGUUGUAGGAGAAGCUAUAAGGAAUGAUGAUUGUCAUAUUUCUGGGUACAAGCUCCAUUGUUGCCAUGCUGGUCAGUGCUUUGUUCUCCCUUUCUUCACUGUUAAUUGUUGAUCUUUUACAUCCUGCAAUGAGAACACAAAUACAAGCUGUUUAGAAUCACAUGAGUCUAUUUGUUAUAAGGUCGAAUGUACUAGUGUAAAUUCAUCCAUAUUUUUAAAGGUUUCUGGUCUUAGUUCAUUAAUACUAUAGGCCUGCCGAUUCGUAUCAGAGAUAUGCCUCAUGGUUGUUUCUGUUGUUUUUCUUGAAUAAAAUAAUGGAAAGAGAAAAUUGAAGUAAUCUUACCUUUCUCUUUUGUAGGACUUUGUUUGAGUUUUUUUUUCUUUGAUUAGCAUGUCAAAUGGAUAAUAGUGCAAAAAUGUUGUAACGGUCAUGAUUGUGGUAACAACACGGGGAUGUAGUUGUCAUGUCGCAAAAUAUCAGCCAAAAUCAUGAGAUCCCGUGAAUCGGCCUAAAAAUACACACCCUAAGUAGUAUCGUUUUUGCAAAUUUAAAAACCUUUCAAACGCACGACAGGAUGUGGCCGACUGAUGUGGCCUUGUUUUUGCGCUAUGAGCAUAUCUUUCCAUAUAUCUUCUAUCUGUCUAAUACUGAGAAAAAGUCCUUGGGAGGAAGGAUCAUACAUCUACAAUUGUUUGUUAAAAGCAAGUUUUGCAUGAUACUUUUCCGUCCAAAUGAAAUUGCUGAAUUUUCUUGUCCUAUAUUUGAGCUUUUAAAAAAUUAUAGCAAUUUCACCGGUACAGAAUAGUGAAACAUAAUUCGCUAGUUAGUUCGCCUUUUGAGUUCGCGAUUCCUCAAAAUGGUUCAAAUAUAGCCUAAAACUGACUAAUUUUUUUUUUCGAUUUGCGAUUCGCGAGGCUAUUAGUGAACUAUGUGACGCUGGUACAUAAUAUUGUAGGCAAAAUGAGAAUGGGGUUGGCUUUUGCAACCUUUAUAUAGAUGCCAAAUUGGCGAUAUAUUAUGACUUCUAAUGGACAUAGGUCACUUGGACCUGUCCCAAUAUAUAAUACGUAAUAAUUUGUCAGUUGUAGUAAAUCCUUAGUCUUGUUCCAUGCUUUUCCUUUCCUUAAUCUACCAGAAAUAGAAGAUAAAGAUAAUUAAUGCAAGUUAGUUAUCCUUUUAAGGAAUAACAUCAAUUUCAAAUUGUUUUCCAUGUAUGCUUGCUUGCUUUCUGCCUUUUGGUGAUUAUUUUCCUAUUGGGUUAACUGCCAGCUAAUACCACUUAAGAUUUACUGAAAAUUUUCAAGGAGUUAAGACUACAAGUAAUUCUUUGUGUAGUUUCAUCUAAGGACUUCAUUCACCUCACCUUUUGCCAUUUAUUUUGAAACUUCUCCCAAUUCAUAUUCCCGCUUCGAUCUCCCUAUAGGAAUUGUUCAGAUGCCAAGGGGUAAUAAUACACAAACGUUUAUUUCGUGUAGGCAUGGGGAAAAAGAAUUGAGUUUUAGGAGGCAAAAUUCAAGUAAAGGAUUUGCUAGUAAGGGGGUCAAAGUUUCAAAGACUGUCAAGUGUGCCUUUUCGUUUGUGCCAUUUUUAAAGCAGUUUGGUAAUGGUGUAAAAAAUGUUUACAGAUUCGUAACCAAAAGAAAGACGUAUUCAUCUAAGAAAUCAUCUUUAGAGCGAAUGAGAUCAGUAGAUUCUGUAGAUGCUCAUUCAAGAGAAGCCAUAGACGAUUGCAUAGAAUAUAUUAAGUCUUGUUCUCCGUCUCCUGCUUCAAAUCAGGGUAAUCCGAGAAGCAGCGUUUAGUUAACUUCAAGUCGGGAUGAUUGCUGGUUUCUUGCUAUUGUAAUGAUACAAAUCUGAGAAAAUGCUAUCAUUGAUUUUUCGCUUUGGUUAUCAGUAAGUUGCUUCUGUCCUUCCCUCACAGAUGUAGUUCUUGUUCUUCCUAACCCCCAUCCCCUAUUAUUUUUCAAUGUAUAAUAAAAUACAAGCAGUAGAAUAAUUCAUUGUGUAAACCAAACUGUAGACUGCCUUCCAACAAAAUUAGAGAUAUCAAAAAUAUCCUUCGAUCAAGUCCAAUUGGUGCGUUUUUCAGUUUAUUUUCAUUCACCAAUGAGUUUACUAUGUGAAAUAGUAUUUACUUGAUUGAGUGCUGAAUCAGGUUGUCCAGUCAGAUACACAUUAGGUCGUUGUGGAUGGUUCGGGUCAAUAGCAAGUUAGCUGUUAUGCUCGAAACUGACUGCGCAUCUGAUCACCUCUCCCGAAUAUAUGCGCACUGAGUUUGAGAUUUUUCUAUAAACAUAUCACAACAGCAAGAACAGUAGCCACUAGCCCAGUACACUCGGUGACAGUCCUCAUUCUGUAUUACCCCAACUCUCACCUUCACAUAGAAUCCUGACUAUCAAUUCUUUGGCUUUUAUCCGUAAACUGAGAUGUAAAUCAGGCUAGUGUAAAGCACCCAUUGAACCACAAACCAAAUCCUAAUCAAGAGCUUCUUUGUUCGACCAACCAUUAUAAGUACCUAGCUUUCGGGGUCUGGAGCAGUCUUAGGCAUAUACGCAGUCUUGGGACAGUUUACUACAGAACCAAAUAAUAUUCAGCAUGAACUGAAAGUUAGCUACAGAAGCAACAAUAGCUAAACCAACAAAAGUCAAGCACUUAAAAUUGUAAAACUAUCCUUCGUUGCAGAAGUUAGGAUAACAAAUUUGCCUAAACUAAAAGGGCAUGUUAGUUCUUUUACUCCUUCCAAACUAUUUGUAGCGCCAUUGUCAUAUGUACUUCACCAUAGUUGCAUAAAUGGGCUGAAAGAUUUUUAGUUCUUUGUUCAUAUUAUAAUGGACUCUAUUAUAACGACUCAAUAAAUCUUGUGCGCUUUUUAUGAAGUUGUAAAUGAAAUUUGCUACUAAUGACAAUAGAAAACAAAACCUUUGUUAUUUCUAACAAGGAUAAUGUCGCUUACAUUUAACCCG